AUGAGAAUAUGGAAAGAGCUAGAACUGCGAAGGUUUCCUUAUUGGGGAACACGCAUGACAGAAUCUUCUAGCAGCCUUGAAGGAAAACCAAAUCAGAAAACAGAUGGGCAACCACAAUUGCUUCACUUCACUCGGAUAAGCAGAAUUGGAUUUUGCAAGGCUAUACCCGGUUUAUUACUUCCGACGCUUCUACUCCGUACACUUGCAUCUACCUCCUCCGCCUCCUCUUAUUCUGCUGCUCAUUUGCUUCACUGCUCAGUUCCGACAAGGCUUUCCUUUUAUUCCUCCCAAAGAAGAACUACAUGUCCUAAGCUCCGCUAUUUCCGUCAAUUCACCGUUAUAUGCGGCACCUCCAUCACAGAGAUCAACGAGACAGAAUUUAAUGACACUGUUUUGAAGACUAACCAUUCCGUUCUCAUUGAGUUCGUCACUAACUGGUGCGGUCCUUGCCGUUUGAUCUCUCCCACUAUGGAACCCCUAGCUCAGGAAUAUGAAGACAGAUUAACAGUGGUGAAGGUUGAUCAUGAUGCGAACCCUAGGCUAAUCGAAGAGUACAAAGUUUAUGAGCUACCAACAUUGAUCCACUUCAAGAAUGGACAGGAAGUUCCAGAAAGCAGAAGAGAAGGUGCAAUCACCAAAGUCAAACUCAAAGACUAUGUGGAUGCUUUAUUGGAAUCAAUCUCAAUUUUGUUGAGACGAGUCGAAAUUCUGUUUCCCUCUCGGUUUGCCGGAUUUUUACAUUCUUGAGUCAACUGUAUAACAUAAGCUGCAAAUACAAGAUGUUUUGUUUAAGUAAAUUUGCGACUUUCUAUCCCUUUUUGGAUUUUCCUUUGUUGUUUGAUUCAGGUGUAUAAAUUUCUUCUCCUUUGACAGAAGUGUAAUUGGUAAUUUUGUUAAACAAUC
Arachis duranensis is the source of this 903-nucleotide messenger RNA. Its product is annotated as thioredoxin X, chloroplastic-like. The transcript is spliced from 3 exons. Gene Ontology annotation, molecular function: oxidoreductase activity, acting on a sulfur group of donors, disulfide as acceptor. Gene Ontology annotation, cellular component: cytoplasm. Bases 1 to 747 code for a protein of 248 amino acids. Lineage: Eukaryota; Viridiplantae; Streptophyta; Magnoliopsida; Fabales; Fabaceae. The record is from RefSeq and is a predicted model, not a curated record.